AAAAAAAGGCAAGCGUUGCAGAAAUAGUGAGGUCUGCAAAAGAUGGUGUGAAAGUCUGAUAGAUUUGGUUCACUGAAGGAACAAAGUUUGCAGCUGAUUCGAUCAUACCCAGUAAACACGGGUUGGGGAUUUCUAUCAGAGGCCACUUAGUGUGACUUGAAAAGACACAACUGGAAACAGACAAGUGAACAGGACAGGUGGUCAGGUGCCAUUCACAAGCUGUGGAACUCCUUCCUUUGACAGGGGGGGCUUCCCUCCCAGUGAGGGGUACGUUACUGAAACAGCUGCCCAGGCAAUGUCCCAGUAUUCCUGUGGUGAUAUCACACACUAUUGAAAGGGAUCUUCACAGCAGGAGCUUGUUCCAAAGAGAAACAAAGUCUGUUCUUGGUUAAACUCAGCAUCUCUGUGAUCCCGGCUGGGAUAAGUAAUAAAUUGGCUUUUGGGGCCCACAUAUCAGCCUUGGAAAGGUGUUUCACAGAACCUGGUGGACACAUUGCAAUGCCUUGGAGACGGGGCACACUUUAAGGAACAAGAUUUUUAUCCAGGAUCACCUGAUGAUGCCACACAGAAUUAAUUAGAAAAGACCUCUGGGAUCAUCGAGUCCAAUCGGUGACAGAACACCACCCUGCCACCCGAGCACGGCACUCAGUGCCAGGUCCAGCCUCCCUUAAACAGCUCCAGGGACAGUGACACCGCCACCUCCCUUGGCAGCCCCUUCCAUCGUCCAGUCACCAGUUCUGCCAAGGAAUUCCUCCCAAUAUCCACCCUAAAGCUCCUCUGGCGCAGCAGGCCGGUAGCAGGGCAGUCAGGACUGGAAGCUUUCCCUGCAGACCCCAACUGUUCGUGACCAUCCCAAACACGCCCGCUUCUCCCGUUACCGCCCGCCGGUCGCCAUGGCAACGGACGCUGCGCGGGGCAUCCCGGGCCGCAACACAACGCUGCGGGAAAACCCGGCCGGGCGCCGCGCCGCAGCCAAUGGGCGCUCGGGGACCGGCAGCGCUGGCCAAUGGGCGCCCGGGAGGCGGUGCCGGUGGCCAAUGGGGGCGGUCGGCGCGCAGGGGGCGGGGCAGAGCGCUGUGAGGCGCGCACGGGCAGAGCGCAGCUCCCGCAGCGCUGGUGCACGGCAAUCAUGAGUGAUCGAAAGGCAGUGAUCAAAAAUGCGGACAUGUCAGAGGAGAUGCAGCAGGACUCGGUGGAAUGUGCAACUCAAGCCUUGGAGAAAUACAACAUCGAGAAGGACAUCGCUGCUCACAUAAAGAAGGAAUUUGACAAGAAAUACAAUCCCACUUGGCACUGCAUCGUGGGAAGGAAUUUUGGCAGCUAUGUGACUCAUGAGACCAAGCACUUCAUCUACUUCUACCUCGGCCAAGUCGCUAUUCUUCUUUUCAAGUCUGGCUAGACCCAUGGACUGUUACUGAAACUUGCACCUGGGGACAGGACUGCACACUGAUUCCCACCUUCAGCCUUCCUGGGGAAACACAUCUUGAUCUUCAGGUCUUGUAUUGUGUUGUUAAUGGUCAGGGAUUUUGCUGUAGCGGCUGGUAUUUCCAUUGUGGCUAUAUAGAAAAGCAAAAAUGUCUUCCUUGUAUUUAUUUUCUUUCAAAAGAUGGCUUCUUUGCUAAUAAAACCGUUGGAACAAGUUUA
Passer montanus (Eurasian tree sparrow) is the source of this 1644-nucleotide messenger RNA. RefSeq names its product dynein light chain 1, cytoplasmic. The record is from RefSeq and is a predicted model, not a curated record. The coding region runs from base 1007 to 1399 and encodes 130 amino acids. Gene Ontology annotation, biological process: microtubule-based process; cilium assembly. The transcript has 3 exons. Lineage: Eukaryota; Metazoa; Chordata; Aves; Passeriformes; Passeridae. Gene Ontology annotation, cellular component: cytoplasmic dynein complex. Gene Ontology annotation, molecular function: dynein intermediate chain binding; dynein light intermediate chain binding.